Messenger RNA from Plasmodium vinckei vinckei, 1209 nucleotides. RefSeq names its product conserved Plasmodium membrane protein, unknown function. Lineage: Eukaryota; Apicomplexa; Aconoidasida; Haemosporida; Plasmodiidae. The record is from RefSeq and is a predicted model, not a curated record. Bases 1 to 1209 code for a protein of 402 amino acids. Gene Ontology annotation, cellular component: oligosaccharyltransferase complex. The transcript has 3 exons.
AUGAUUAGUGUAUUUUUCAAGGGAGUAACAUAUUGUUUAAAUGAUGUUAGUAAAUUUGAAAAGUUAAAGAAGUUAAUUAAUAAAAAAAUCAAACUUCAUAUAAAUGAGGAAUAUGAAAAAGAUAAAACUCAAAAUGGAAUGCCAUUCCAUUAUAUACAUGAAUUGAGUUUAAGUGAUUAUGUAGAUUAUGUUUUAAAUAAAGAGGAAACAUAUGAUUGUGUAUUAUUUAUAAUUGAUGUUGAAACGAAGAAUAAUCUUUCUAUGUUUGAUAGGAAAACAUAUGUAUUAUUAGACCUAUUUAAUAAUGUUGCAAAAAAAAUUAUUUUAGAAAAUAUUUUUUUAUAUAAUGAAAAUAAUAAUGAAAAAGAAAACAAAAAUAUAUAUAUGACAAAUAAAUUGAUAAAACCUAUAUUUUUUUUUUAUGUAAAUUUUAAUAAGCCAAAUUUAAAUCCAUUAAAAUAUAUACAUAUGAUACAAAAUUAUCCUGAAUUUAUAUACAUGAAUGAAAAUACAUUUUACAACUACAAGCAUUAUUCUCCUAUCCGUAAUAUUUAUAUGUUAGAAAAUUUUAUAAAAAAGGAAGAGAAAAAACAAGAUGAAACAAAUGAGGAUAAAAUACAAACAGAAUUAAACAUAGAAAGUAUUACAGAUUACUUUUUAAAAUUUAUAUACACACAUAAUAUUAAUAAAUAUAACACUAGUUUGAAUGUCAACGAAGAUGAUGAUACAAAUAGGGAUGGCAUGUUUUCCAAGAUGAAAAUGUAUUUAUCUUUUAUUGUAGGUCUUAUAUUUAUUUUAUUAUAUUUAUUUAUUUUAGUAGUAAAUAAAUAUAAUAUAAUAAUAUUUAUUUGCUCGUAUAUUUUAUACUUUAUAUGUUUGAGUGGAUUAUUCCAUUGUUUGAUCUAUCAAUCCGAAUUUUAUAACACGGACAUAAAUUUAGACUCUAUAUUAAAUAGAUAUAUAUAUAGAUCAACGAAUUCUCAAUAUAUAUAUGAAGUAUUUUUAAAACAAAGUUUUGAUAAUAAAUGUUCUUUAAAAAAAAAAAAAAAUUGGAAGAACGGUUUUACUUAUGCUUACAUAAAUGGGAAUAUGUUGAAAAAUAAUUUAUUGUAUUUACAAAAGUCAGGAAAUAAAACUAAUUAUUAUUUACACUAUACAUGCACAGAAGAAAGCCAUAAGAAUAGUAGUCGCAGUGGCAUAGCACAAUAG